Molecule: messenger RNA, 882 nt
Organism: Cryptomeria japonica (Japanese cedar)
Lineage: Eukaryota; Viridiplantae; Streptophyta; Pinopsida; Cupressales; Cupressaceae
Exons: 1
Coding region: 247-702 (151 amino acids)
Source: RefSeq, a predicted model, not a curated record
AUUUAAAUUUAUGAAAUUUAAAUAUAGAUCAAUUUACGUGGUCACAUUGAUCCCCAACUGUAAAGACAGAAUAGCAUCUGAAACUGUGGAAAUCGAAAUUUUGUUAAAUCAUAACAAGGAUAAGCUCUGAGUAAAACCCUACUGGAUAAAAUGUUCUGCUUGCUCGCUGAGAAGGGUUUAUGUUAGUGAGCACAGCUACUCAAUUUUUUGUUAGUUUUUUUUUUAGGCAUCGGCGCAGAGGUUUCGAUGAAUCCAUUCAACGAAAAGCCAGAGACACCACCUCCUUCACAGUUCGAUCUGAAACCACACAUUGAAGCCGUUGAAAGCUUAUGGAAAGGCAAGGAGGAAGAAAAGGGUUAUGUGAAAACCCUCAAAGAAAUGUGGAAGGGUGAGGAGGAGAAACGUGGGUAUGAAAUUCCCUUUGUGAAGAGAAAUAAAAGAGAGAAAUCAUGGAUUCAGAAAGUGAAGAGCAUGGAUUUUGGGCCUGGAGGUGCAGUUGGUGUUGGUUGUGGUGUUGGGAUUGGAGUGGGCUUAAUUGGGGGAGUUGGGAUUUCAGAAAACCCAUGGAAUCAUCUCAAAUUAGUAAUUGGAUUUGGAGCAGGCUGUGGGGUUGGCAUUGGAUACGGCUUUGGACAUGGACUUGGGUAUUUUUGGGAUCGCAGGCCACCUAAAAAACCUGAGAGAAAGAUCAUUCAAAUUUGAUGAGUAUUCUGUACUGUAAUCCUUAUCCUGAACUAAUGUAAGUCUGCAUUUAAUGGAAUUCUUUGUUUGUUAUAAUUGGUUAUUUAGGCUGAGGACCAGAAAUAUGUUGUUUUAGCUAGUGAUUGGUUUGGCUAAUACUUUUUAACCUCGAAUCAUCAAUCGAUAGUUGAAUUUUUGUUC